This is a messenger RNA of Dendrobium catenatum, 945 nucleotides long. Its product is annotated as elongation factor P. The coding region runs from base 80 to 784 and encodes 234 amino acids. Gene Ontology annotation, cellular component: cytoplasm. Gene Ontology annotation, molecular function: translation elongation factor activity. The record is from RefSeq and is a predicted model, not a curated record. Gene Ontology annotation, biological process: translational elongation; peptide biosynthetic process. The transcript has 7 exons. Lineage: Eukaryota; Viridiplantae; Streptophyta; Magnoliopsida; Asparagales; Orchidaceae.
UUGAGCUAGGUGAAACAGGCAACCGCUUAUCACUUAUCUUGACGGCCGCACUGGCGAGAGCGAGAAGAACCAUCUGAAGAUGGCGGGAAUCCUUUCCGCCCAUCUCUCUUCGAACUCUCGCCUCCUCUGCUCUUCUCUGCUCUCACAUUCAGUCCCGUCUAAUUCCCGGGCAAGCUUUCGGGUUCUUCCGGGAAUGCCCUUGCGUUCUAGGUUUCCUAGAAUAUAUGCCUUCUCGAGUAAUGACAUUAGGGUUGGCAGCAGUAUAGAAGUGGAUGGGGCUCCUUGGAGGGUUUUAGAAUUUCUUCAUGUCAAACCUGGAAAAGGGGCUGCUUUUGUGAGGACAAAAGUACGGAACUACAUAACGGGCAACACAGUUGAGAAGACCUUUCGAGCUGGAAGCACGCUUCAAGAAGCAAAUGUGGUAAAGGAAACCAAGCAAUAUACAUACAAAGAUGGCUCCAAUUAUAUAUUCAUGGAUCUGGCUACUUAUGAAGAAACCCGAUUGAGUGAUGCAGAAGUAGGUGAUAAAAUGAAGUGGUUGAAAGAAGGAACGGCAUGCAAUUUGCUAUUUUGGAAUGGACGGGUUAUUGAUUUUGAACUUCCCAUCACUGUUAAGCUAACAGUAACUGAUGUCGAUCCAGGUUUAAGAGGAGACACUGCACAAGGAGGAUCCAAGCCAGCUACACUUGAAACUGGUGCUGUGGUAAAUGUUCCAUUGUUUGUGGAAAGAGGUGAGGAGAUAAUGAUAGACACUAGAACAGGACAAUACAUGAGCAGAGCAUGAGCAGAGCAUGAGCAGAGGUCUUUUGCUUCAGAUGACCUCAAGCUUUUUGGGCAUUGGAAUGGCCUUCUUGAUUUGUUUUGUUGUACAAGAUGAUGUAAGCUUGCCAAUUCUCAUAGAAUCAGCAAAGAAAUUUAAGCAGUAAGAAAGCCGUUCCAAACAAA